UCAGAGAUAAACAAGGCUUCCUGCAGGGAUCACGGAUUUGGGAAACUCCCCGCCACAAUGGCAGACAGAAGCCCCUUUGAGACGGACAUGCUCACCUUAACCCGCUAUGUGAUGGAAAAGGGGCGUCAGGCCAAAGGUACGGGGGAGCUCACCCAGCUGCUCAACUCCAUGCUGACAGCCAUCAAGGCCAUCUCCUCGGCCGUGCGGAAGGCGGGCCUGGCCAACCUGUAUGGGAUUGCGGGAAGCGUGAACGUGACGGGAGAUGAGGUGAAGAAACUGGACGUGCUAUCCAAUUCUCUGGUGAUCAAUAUGCUCCAGUCUUCCUACAGCACCUGUGUCCUGGUCACAGAAGAGAAUAAAGAGGCCAUUAUCACAGCCCAGGAAAACAGGGGCAAAUAUGUGGUCUGCUUUGACCCACUGGAUGGAUCUUCCAACAUUGACUGCCUGGCCUCCAUCGGAACCAUAUUUGCUAUCUACAGAAAGACCUCAGAGGACGAGCCUUCAGAAAAGGACGCCCUGCAGCCUGGCCGCAACAUUGUGGCUGCUGGUUACGCACUCUAUGGGAGCGCGACCCUGGUGGCUCUUUCCACUGGGCAAGGAGUGGACCUCUUCAUGCUUGACCCAGCUCUUGGUGAAUUUAUCCUGGUGGAAAGAGACGUCAAGAUAAAGAAGAAAGGCAAGAUCUACAGCCUCAAUGAGGGAUAUGCCAAGUAUUUUGACCCUGCCACGACAGAAUAUGUGCAGAAAAAGAAAUUUCCUGAGGAUGGCAGUGCUCCCUAUGCUUCCAGGUACGUGGGCUCCAUGGUGGCUGAUGUGCACCGUACCCUGGUCUAUGGAGGGAUCUUCAUGUAUCCAGCCAACAAGAAAAGUCCUAAGGGAAAGCUCCGGCUCCUGUAUGAGUGCAAUCCUGUAGCCUACAUCAUUGAGCAGGCUGGAGGCUUGGCCACCACGGGCACUCAGCCCGUGCUCGAUGUGAAGCCUGAGGCCAUUCACCAGCGAGUGCCCCUCAUCCUGGGGUCCCCGGAUGAUGUGCAGGAAUAUCUCACCUGUGUGCAGAAAAACCAGGCGGGCAGUUAGAGAGUGUGACCCCGCAGCCCUCUUUGUCUUGAACCUUGUACCAAGGACCCUGAAUGAAUGAUAAGCAGAGAGAGCGGUGAUGAAAACGCAAAAAGCAAAUCCCCUAAUCACAUCCAGCAACCAGGAGCCUACCUGUGACAGGUCCAGAUGUCAGAAGCCAUUCAUUCUGUGGUCAACGUCAAGGGCUAACAAUAAAAAUCCACAUAUG
Messenger RNA from Trichechus manatus latirostris (Florida manatee), 1285 nucleotides. It is a transcript of the gene FBP2, whose product is annotated as fructose-bisphosphatase 2. Gene Ontology annotation, molecular function: fructose 1,6-bisphosphate 1-phosphatase activity. The record is from RefSeq and is a predicted model, not a curated record. Gene Ontology annotation, biological process: fructose 6-phosphate metabolic process; fructose metabolic process; sucrose biosynthetic process. NCBI's taxonomy places the organism in Eukaryota, Metazoa, Chordata, Mammalia, Sirenia, Trichechidae. The coding region runs from base 58 to 1077 and encodes 339 amino acids. Gene Ontology annotation, cellular component: cytosol; cytoplasm. The transcript is spliced from 7 exons.